Molecule: messenger RNA, 1135 nt
Organism: Eurytemora carolleeae
Lineage: Eukaryota; Metazoa; Arthropoda; Copepoda; Calanoida; Temoridae
Exons: 13
Coding region: 314-1135 (273 amino acids)
Source: RefSeq, a predicted model, not a curated record
CUCUAGUGAGGAAUUAUUUUAAGGUUGCCCCUUUACAGUUUCAAUAUUUGGUAACAGCUGUGAGAUGGUCUGUUGGAUAAAGAACAGUAAAUGAAUUUAAACAAUGUCCUCGGCAUCUCCCGGGUCCACGGGUCAACCUAGGGGGCAGGUUUAACUUUGGUUCUGAUUGAGUUGUAUGAGUAUAUGCUGGAGAUCUUACUAAACCUCGUGAAGCUGCCAGCACUGUCUCUAUAUUCAACAGGAUUUGCUAAUUAAUGACUAUCUGUCUAUAUGUCUAUCUGUAUCUAAACAUAACUUAAAGCUUUAGAGCAGAAUGGGUCAGAAUAUAUUCCUCAUAUUUGUUCUCACAGUUCUUACAGUUUUGGACUCUGGUUUCCAUUGUAUCCCCAGUGGAGGUCAUCAUGGUCAUGAUGGUGGUCAUCAACAUGGAACUCAUGAUAAUGAAAAUCCAGGAGAAGGAAAUCAAAUAGAUCUUUCUGGAAUAUUUAAUGAGCUAGGAAUAAAGGUUCUGGGAAAAGAUCAGGAAAGUGCAGAUGAAAAAUCUCCAGUUCAGGAUCACAGUCAGAUCAAUUUUAAAGCGGUGAUAUCGGAGAUAUUACACCCCAGCACGUUUUCUCCUCCCGUCUCUACAACAACAAAACCUAUCUCAUCAACACAGAAACUUCCAAUCAAAUCUCACAGGGAGGGAUGGUUUGAGUCUCCUGUAGCUCUGGUUUUAAACAAUCAAGUUCUGGAACCUGUAUAUGAUCAGGAGAUAUCUUCAAGUACACCGAGAACAGUUUACUUAACUGAGACUCCAUACUUCAAGAGUUCACAAAGUACAACACAGUUUAAACCUCUAACAGACACAUUUCAAAGGAGGUCUGCCGAUAUUGAUUUGAUGACUGGAAACCUAGAAAAUCUAUUAACAAACAAGAAGUUAAUGCCUGUUGUAAACACAAGAUGGGCGAAUUACCGUGUUGCUAACAGAAGAGGAAGAUCCCAUAAAGUAGGAAUUGGUUCAACAAGAGUGAGAAACAAGGAAAACCAGGUGCUAAAGGAUGGACGACGAUUUGGGGAAACACUGUCUUCUUCUCCUAGAGUCUCAAAUCUACAGAAGUCCUCAAGAAGAUCUAAGUCAUCUAAGGUUAGCUAA